CCAUUGCGCUGUGUCUUCUACGCAUGCGCCAGCAGAAAGGAGAGCUGUCGAGGUCGAAUUCAGUCUUGGUCAAAAAUAAGGCAAAAUGCCUUCAGAUUUUGAUAAAGAAGCAUACCCGGAGCCUCCUCGGCAGACUCCGGUUGUGGACAAACAGACAGCACUGCCAAACCCAGCCCUGAUUCUGUCUAAACUCUUCUAUUACUCCGUGGACCUGCCUGUCACCACAUUUAGAGAUGUGGUUGACAGCAUUCGGAGUAAAAACAAGUCCGUCUACUACCACCAGAAGUUCCGCCGUGUUCCCGACCUGACUGAGUGCCAGCAGGGAGAUUAUGUCUGCUACUAUGAGGCUGAGAUGCAGUGGAGGAGAGACUACAAAGUGGACCAGGAGAUUGUGAAGGUGGUCCAGGAGCGUCUGAGGGCCUGCCAGCAGAGAGAAGGAGCCAGCUACCACCAGAACUGUGCCAAGGAAAUACAGCAGUUCAGUGAGGUGACCAAGAACUUCCAGUCACGCUAUGGAGACCUGGGAGCGUACGCCAGUGGGAGGAAAUGUCUGAUGAAGCAAAGAGAACGGAUGAUGGCUGCUGAGGCCCCAAGUGCUUAAGAACAGUUAACUAUUAUCUGUCCUGUGUAAUAAUUGUAAAAUAAAAUGUAUGUGAUAAAUCA
Siniperca chuatsi (mandarin fish) is the source of this 663-nucleotide messenger RNA. RefSeq names its product NADH:ubiquinone oxidoreductase subunit B10 (gene ndufb10). NCBI's taxonomy places the organism in Eukaryota, Metazoa, Chordata, Actinopteri, Centrarchiformes, Sinipercidae. The coding region runs from base 86 to 601 and encodes 171 amino acids. The record is from RefSeq and is a predicted model, not a curated record. The transcript has 4 exons.